ACCAAGUUUCAUUCUGUAAAGAAAAUCAAAGAUGUUCUUCCACAUGAUAUUGGAGCGUAACAUGCAACUUCACCCACGCCAUUUCGGUCGCACUCUGCGUGACCAUCUCGUCUCCAAGCUCAUGAAAGAUGUUGAAGGCACCUGCAGUGGCCGUCACGGAUUCGUGGUGGCGAUAACGGGUGUAGAAAACAUCGGAAAAGGGAAUAUUCGUGACGGAACGGGUUUUGUCUCGUUUCCGGUGAAAUAUCAGUGUGUGGUGUUUAGACCCUUUAAAGGGGAAAUUUUAGAAGCUAUUGUUACUAUGGUAAACAAGAUGGGAUUUUUUGCUGAAGCUGGACCAGUUCAAAUUUUUGUUUCAAACCAUGUAAAGGAUUCAUUUAUUGUUAUUGUUUGGAUCUGA
Messenger RNA from Mangifera indica (mango), 400 nucleotides. Its product is annotated as DNA-directed RNA polymerase II subunit RPB7-like. Bases 32 to 400 code for a protein of 122 amino acids. Gene Ontology annotation, molecular function: single-stranded RNA binding; translation initiation factor binding; single-stranded DNA binding. The transcript has 3 exons. Gene Ontology annotation, biological process: transcription initiation at RNA polymerase II promoter; positive regulation of translational initiation; positive regulation of nuclear-transcribed mRNA poly(A) tail shortening. NCBI's taxonomy places the organism in Eukaryota, Viridiplantae, Streptophyta, Magnoliopsida, Sapindales, Anacardiaceae. Gene Ontology annotation, cellular component: P-body; RNA polymerase II, core complex. The record is from RefSeq and is a predicted model, not a curated record.